UGCCCUGGAAGCGGAAGUACUCGCUAGCUCUCCCCGUGGUGGUGUGUUUUUGAAACGCAGUAGCAACGCGAGUAAACACAACGCUGUGGAUUUUCAAUCGCUUAUUAGCGGAAUAGGGAUAAUACAGCCAUCCACACUCCGCGAUAUCUUCCAACUCCGGAGAAAAAGAAGAUAUAAACCACACAGCCCGGAUUAUCUUCUCCCUGUUCUCUGCAGAAACACGGAGCCGGCAGGCCGGCCGCAUAGCCCCAAACAGAAAUGGCGGAUGUUACAGCUCGUAGCCUGCAGUAUGAGUACAAGGCGAACUCCAAUCUUGUCCUGCAAGCAGACCGUUCUCUGAUCGACCGCACACGGCGAGAUGAGCCCACUGGAGAGGUGCUGUCCCUGGUGGGGAAGCUCGAGGGGACCAAGAUGGGAGACAAAUCCCAGAGAACCAAACCACAGCUGCUGGAGGAGAGGCGGGCAAAGAGGAGAAAGAGAGACGAGGACAGGUACGACAUCAAUAAAAUGAAGGGGUUCACACUGCUGUCGGAGGGCAUUGAUGAGAUGGUUGGGAUAGUCUACAAGCCAAAGACAAAGGAGACCAGAGAAACGUAUGAGGUCCUGCUCAGCUUCAUUCAGGCUGCUCUAGGAGACCAGCCCCGUGACAUCCUGUGCGGAGCCGCGGACGAGGUCCUGGCAGUGCUGAAGAAUGAGAAGGUGCGUGACAAGGAGAGGCGCAAGGAGGUGGAGCAGCUGCUGGGCCCCACAGAUGAUACUCGCUACCACGUGCUGGUCAACCUGGGCAAGAAGAUCAGCGACUACGGAGGGGACAAGGAGCUUCAGAACAUGGAUGACAACAUUGAUGAAACCUAUGGAGUUAACGUACAGUUUGAAUCUGAUGAAGAGGUGGUGGAUGAGGAUGCGUACGGAGAGGUGCGGGACGAAGCCUCUGAUGAAGACACAGAGGGAGAGGAGGCAGACGAGCGCUGUACCCUCACUGCCAAUUUGGGUGCAGCUGGAGAUGUGAUGAGCACAAAGAAGAAGGACCUCCACCCCAGAGAUAUCGAUGCCUUCUGGCUUCAAAGGCAGCUCAGCCGUUUCUAUGACGAUGCCAUUGUGUCUCAGAAGAGGGCAGAUGAAGUGCUGGAGAUUUUAAAGACUGCCAGUGAUGACAGAGAGUGUGAGAAUCAGCUUGUCCUCCUUCUGGGCUUCAACACCUUUGACUUCAUCAAGAUCCUCCGGCAGCACAGGAGGAUGGUCCAGUACUGUACCAUGCUUGCCAGUGCCCAGAGCGAGGCUGAAAAGGAGAGAAUCAUGAGUAAAAUGGAGUCAGACCCAGAGCUUUCCAAGGUCCUGUACCAACUACAGGAGACUGAGAAAGAAGACAUCAUUCGGGAGGAGAGAUCCCGGAGAGAGAGAGUUCGGAAGUCCCGCGUGGAUAACGACCUGGAGGCCAUGGAUAUGGACCAGCAGGGAGAGUCGCUGGCACCCCGGCAGGUGCUUGACCUGGAAGACCUGGCCUUCUCGCAGGGCAGCCACUUCAUGGCAAACAAGCGCUGCCAGCUCCCCGACGGCUCCUUCAGGAAGCAGCGCAAGGGCUACGAGGAGGUGCACGUGCCCGCCCUCAAACCUAAACCCUUCGCAGAGGACGAGGUACUGCUUUCUAUUGAGAAGCUGCCCAAGUACGCCCAGGCAGGGUUCGAAGGGUUUAAGACUCUGAACCGCAUCCAGAGCAAGCUGUUCAAAGCAGCCAUGGACACUGAUGAGAACCUGCUGGUCUGUGCCCCAACGGGAGCUGGUAAGACCAAUGUUGCCCUGAUGUGCAUGCUGCGGGAGAUCGGCAAACACAUCAACCUGGACGGCACCAUCAACGUGGACGAGUUCAAAAUCAUCUACGUCGCCCCCAUGAGGUCCCUGGUACAGGAAAUGGUGGGGAGCUUUGGGAAGCGCUUGGCGAGUUACGGGAUCACAGUGUCGGAGUUGACUGGGGAUCACCAGCUGUGCAAGGAGGAGAUCAAUGCCACUCAGAUCAUCGUGUGCACCCCUGAGAAAUGGGACAUCAUCACCAGGAAGGGAGGGGAGCGCACUUACACCCAGCUAGUGCGCCUCAUCAUUAUCGAUGAAAUCCACCUUCUUCACGAUGACCGUGGGCCGGUGCUGGAGUCUCUGGUGGCUCGAACCAUCCGCAACAUCGAGAUGAGCCAGGAGGACGUGCGGCUGGUCGGCCUGAGUGCCACGCUGCCCAACUACGAGGACGUGGCCACCUUCUGUAUCCAGAUCAUGGUCCCUCCUGCAACAGUGCUGGGCCCUCCAGCGGUGGCGAUGCUGGUAAAGGUGCACGAUCCUCUGACGCUGGGGACACUGUCAGAGGGGCUGGGCACUUCGGCAGGGGCGGACGUGUGA
Polyodon spathula (Mississippi paddlefish) is the source of this 2385-nucleotide messenger RNA. RefSeq names its product U5 small nuclear ribonucleoprotein 200 kDa helicase-like. Gene Ontology annotation, cellular component: nucleus. Lineage: Eukaryota; Metazoa; Chordata; Actinopteri; Acipenseriformes; Polyodontidae. The transcript is spliced from 16 exons. The record is from RefSeq and is a predicted model, not a curated record. Bases 259 to 2385 code for a protein of 708 amino acids. Gene Ontology annotation, molecular function: nucleic acid binding; ATP binding.